GGGGCAGCGCUCAGGGGGCAUGGCGGGUGCGGGACUGCGGGCGGCAGCUCGGCGCUGGCUGCUGUGCGGAGGCCACGGCGGGCCGCGGGCUGCCUCGACCUCACCCUCCUGCCCUGGCUGCGGCCCGCCGGGUCCCGGAGCCCACUGCCCCAGCACCCCGCGCUCGGCGCCCGCAGACAACGCGGACCUCAGCGCGCACUUGUGGGCUCGUUACCAGGACAUGCGGAGGCUGGUGCACGACCUUCUGCCCCCUGAGGUCUGCAGCCUCCUAAACCCAGCAGCCAUCUACGCCAACAACGAGAUCAGCUUGAGUGACGUUGAGGUCUAUGGCUUUGACUACGACUACACACUGGCCCAGUACGCGGAUGCCCUGCACCCCGAGAUCUUCAAUGCUGCCCGGGACAUCCUGAUAGAGCACUACAAGUACCCUGAGGGCAUUCGGAAGUAUGACUAUGAUCCCAGCUUUGCCAUCCGUGGCCUCCACUAUGACAUUCAGAAGAGCCUUCUGAUGAAAAUUGAUGCUUUUCAUUAUGUACAGCUGGGAACGGCCUACAGGGGUCUCCAGCCUGUGCCAGAUGAUGAAGUGAUUGACCUAUACGGUGGCACCCAGCACAUCCCACUCUACCAGAUGAGCGGCUUCUAUGGCAAGGGCCCUUCCAUCAAGCAGUUCAUGGACAUCUUCUCACUACCAGAGAUGGCGCUGCUGUCAUGUGUGGUGGACUACUUUCUGGGCCACGGCCUGGAGUUUGACCAAGUUCACCUCUACAAGGAUGUGACGGAUGCCAUCCGGGAUGUGCAUGUGAAGGGCCUCAUGUACCAGUGGAUUGAGCAAGACAUGGAGAAGUACAUCCUGAGAGGGGAUGAAACGUUUGCAGUCCUGAGCCGCCUGGUGUCCCAUGGGAAACAGCUGUUCCUCAUCACCAACAGUCCUUUUAGCUUUGUGGACAAAGGCAUGCGGCACAUGGUCGGCCCUGAUUGGCGCCAGCUCUUCGAUGUGGUCAUCGUCCAGGCAGACAAGCCCAACUUUUUCACCGACCGGCGCAAGCCUUUUCGGAAGCUCGAUGAGAAGGGUUCCCUCCACUGGGACCGUAUUAGUCGCCUGGAAAAGGGCAAGAUCUACCGGCAGGGAAACCUGUUUGACUUCCUUCGUCUGACAGAGUGGCGAGGGCCACGUGUGCUCUACUUUGGUGACCACCUCUACAGUGACCUGGCGGACCUCAUGCUGCGGCAUGGCUGGCGCACCGGGGCCAUUAUCCCUGAGCUGGAGCGUGAGAUCCGCAUCAUCAACACAGAGCAGUACAUGCACUCAUUGACCUGGCAGCAGGCGCUCACUGGGCUGCUAGAACGCAUGCAGACUUAUCAGGAUGCAGAGUCACGGCAGGUGCUGGCUACUUGGAUGAAGGAGCGGCAAGAACUGAGAUGCAUCACCAAGGCCCUGUUCAAUGCUCAGUUUGGGAGCAUCUUCCGCACCUUCCACAACCCGACCUACUUCUCCAGGCGCCUCGUGCGCUUCUCCGACCUCUACAUGGCCUCCCUCAGCUGUCUGCUCAACUACCGCGUGGACUUCACUUUUUACCCGCGUCGCACACCCCUGCAGCACGAGGCGCCCCUCUGGAUGGACCAGCUCUGCACGGGCUGCAUGAAGACACCUUUUCUCGGUGACAUGGCCCACAUCCGCUGAGGGCGCUUUUAUUGUCCUGGACAGACCAUCCGUUCUUUCAGCCCCAGCCACCCUGACAAGCAGUAAAAGUGGUCUCUGUCUUUC
Messenger RNA from Peromyscus californicus insignis, 1765 nucleotides. RefSeq names its product 5'-nucleotidase domain containing 2 (gene Nt5dc2). Gene Ontology annotation, molecular function: 5'-nucleotidase activity. Bases 20 to 1681 code for a protein of 553 amino acids. NCBI's taxonomy places the organism in Eukaryota, Metazoa, Chordata, Mammalia, Rodentia, Cricetidae. The record is from RefSeq and is a predicted model, not a curated record. The transcript has 14 exons.